AUGGCGCCUCCGAACCUCACGCAUGAGGACGACAACGGCGAGCACACGAUGGGCGCGAUUGACCAGCUCGUCGAAUCAUCGCACCCUUCCGCAGACCAGAGUGGCCCCACCAUUCAUCAGCCGACUCACGCCAUUGACGAGCAUCAUCACGGUUGGCUGAAGAAGUUGGUGCCCGGCGUCGAGCACUUGGCAGUCAAGGAAGAUUGUGGCAAUUUCGUCAGGCGAAGGGAUGGAUCUGAGUACUUUGAGCCGAUGCCUCUUUACGUGCGCUUGUCGAUGCACUUGCUCUUUGUCUCUGUCGGCGGACACACGGCACUGCUCAAGACGAAACGCCUCGAGGAGAAGUUGAAGCAGCAGAGCAUCAGGCAGGGAGAGCUGUACGAUAGUCCAGAGGGCGCAAGGGCUGCUAUCGACCAUUUCGUGAAGGACUACUCGCUCGAGUCUUCGCUAGACACUUUGCUCGACCCUGAUCUCGACUCGUACAAGAAUUUCAAUGAAUUCUUUUCGCGCAAGCUCAAGCCGGAUGCUAGACCCAUCGCAGCCCCAUCGGAGGAGAGUGUCAUCACAUCAGCAGCAGACUGCCGCCUCACUGUCUUUCAAUCCAUCACCAAAGCGAAGCAGUUCUGGGUCAAAGGACAGCAAUUCGAUUUUGCCAACCUUGUCGAGUCUGAGGCCAUCACCUCGCUGCCUGCCUUCAAGAACGCGGACGACUUGUCGAUUGCGAUCUUCAGACUUGCUCCUGCAGAUUAUCAUCGCUUCCAUGCUCCCGUCUCUGCUAGCCUGGGACCGACGACAGAGAUCCAAGGAGCAUACUAUACUGUCAAUCCACAAGCAAUCAAGGAGAAAUUCGAUGUCUUUACAGCCAAUAGACGCGACGUGGUCGUGCUGGACACGAAGAGUGCCGAUGGAUCGUCGACAUUCCCAAUCGCGUUUGUCGCUGUCGGGGCCAUGCUCGUAGGCGCCAUCCGUUGGUCUGCGAAAGAAGGUGAGCAGGUCAAGAAAGGCGAAGAGCUCGGAUGGUUUCAAUAUGGGCAAGUCUCUUCAAGAAACCAAAGCAGACGUGUGCUGAAGAUUCGUUGCAGAGGCUCAACCGUUAUUGCUGUCUUUCCAUCUGGCUCGAUGAAAUUCGAUGAUGAUCUCGUCAAGAAUUCUGAAGACUCGGUAGAAACAGAGGCCAGCUCAGCUGAGCAGAUUGCCAAUCGGAGUAUCCGUAUCACGCAUGCAAGAGAUGAGAUCAUCAAUCUAUUUGGCUCUAUCUCCCUUAUCACCACGCGGAUCUGCAGCCGCUAUUCCCUCGGGCAGUCAUCCGCAAAAUCCGCUCACGAGCUGGCCAAGCAAGCAAACUGGGCCGCUAUGGCACCGCCCACUUUAACGCAUGAGGAUGCAGCCGGCGAGCACACAAUGGGUGCGAUCGACAAACUCGUCGAAUCAUCAGGAAAAGAGGGCGACCGCCUGCAUGCGCCUCCCGUACACAAGCCAGUGAUGGCAGUCGAGUCCCACGAGAGUCACUACUUUUGGCUUCAGCGUUUGGUCCCAGGACUGCAGUAUUUGGCAGUCCGCGAGGAUUGUGGCAACUUUGUGCGGAGACGAGAUGGUACACAGUACUUUGAGCCGAUGCCCUUGUACGUUCGGCUGUCGAUGCAUCUCCUCUUCGUCUCUCUCGGAAGCCGUACAUCAUUGCUCAAGACUCGGAGACUCGAAGACAGACUUCAGCAACAGAGCAUCCGGCAAGGAGAACUCUACGACAGCCCGGAGGGCGCCAGGAUGACCAUCGACCACUUUGUCAGGGACUACGCGCUCGAACCUACUCUAGACACACUGCUCAAACCUGACCUGGACUCGUACAAGAAUUUCAACGAAUUCUUUUCGCGCAAACUCAAGCCGGACGCCCGGCCAAUAGCAAGUCCUUCCGACGAACGCAUCGUCACCUCCGCAGCAGAUUGUCGUCUGACCGUUUACCCGUCAGUCGAUCAAGCUAAACAGUUCUGGGUCAAAGGAGAGGAAUUCAAUUUUGCCAAUUUAGUCGAUUCUGAUGCAAUCACCGGCUUGCCCGGCUUCAAGGAUGGAGACAUCUCGAUUGCAAUCUUCAGACUUGCGCCUGCUGAUUAUCAUCGAUUCCAUGCGCCACUUUCUGGACGGCUUGGCCCAACAACAGAGAUCAAGGGAGCCUACUAUACCGUCAAUCCACAAGCAAUCAGAGAGAACUUCGAUGUCUUCACCGCGAACAGACGCGAUGUCAUGGUCAUUGAGACACCCUGCCUCGAUGGCGCGUCGACAUUCCCGGUUGCAUUCGUCGCGAUAGGAGCCAUGCUUGUAGGCGCAAUAUGCUGGUCGCGAAAAGAAGGCGAUCAAGUCAAGAAAGGAGAUGAGCUGGGCUGGUUCCAAUACGGGGGCUCGACUGUCAUUGCCGCUUUCCCCUCUGCUUCGAUCAAAUUUGACGAUGACCUCCUCAUCAACUCACACGAAUCAGUGGAAACCGAGAUCAAGAUGGGGGAGCGGAUCGCUGUCAAGAUCUGA
Molecule: messenger RNA, 2517 nt
Organism: Mixia osmundae IAM 14324
Lineage: Eukaryota; Fungi; Basidiomycota; Mixiomycetes; Mixiales; Mixiaceae
Exons: 10
Coding region: 1-2517 (838 amino acids)
Biological process (GO): phospholipid biosynthetic process
Molecular function (GO): phosphatidylserine decarboxylase activity
Source: RefSeq, a predicted model, not a curated record